Messenger RNA from Brugia malayi, 1131 nucleotides. RefSeq names its product ADP-ribosylation factor family. The record is from RefSeq and is a predicted model, not a curated record. The coding region runs from base 1 to 1131 and encodes 376 amino acids. NCBI's taxonomy places the organism in Eukaryota, Metazoa, Nematoda, Chromadorea, Rhabditida, Onchocercidae. The transcript is spliced from 8 exons. Gene Ontology annotation, biological process: non-motile cilium assembly; receptor localization to non-motile cilium. Gene Ontology annotation, molecular function: GTP binding; GTPase activity. Gene Ontology annotation, cellular component: ciliary membrane; non-motile cilium.
AUGGGCAAUUGUGUUGGUGGUUUUAAGCAGAACAAAAGAAAAUUACACCACAAAAAAGUUAGAAAAAUACGAAUUUGCAUUUUGGGUAUAGAUGGUGCAGGGAAAUCAACAGCUAUAUGUUCAUUAGCUUCAGGUGAAAUAAAUAAUGUUUUACCUACGAAUGGUUUCACGUUACACGAAUUUAGAUAUCGAAAAGCUGAAAUUAUUGCAUAUGAUUUGGGUGGUGGUGAACGGAUACGUUCGAUAUGGAAAAAUUAUUAUCCUGAGGUAUUUGGUGUAAUUUAUAUUAUUGAUGGAAGCGAUGAAGAUCGUAUCGAAGAGAGUGGUCAAUUGCUAAAAGAUGUAAUUAGUGAUAAGGAUUUAAUGAAUAAACCAUUUUUGAUAAUUUUAAAUAAGAAAGAUCGUGGGAGAUGUAUUGAUGAAAUUCAAUUCACCGAUCGAUUCAAUUUACAUAAUUUAGCAAAUCGAUAUCAAACACAAAUUCGAGUAGAAAUUUGUCAAUCAAAUGCGGGUAGUGGACGAAUGAUUGAUGUGACACUAAAAGAUGGCUUUGAAUGGUUAUUAGAACAAAUUUAUUAUAAUUAUGAUGCAUUAGAGAAGCGAGUAAAUGAAGCAUUAGAAAAGCUUAAACGUCGACAAAAUGAGGAACGAAUAAGACGACAACAUCAUCUUGCUGCUACAAUUAGCAGUUCAACUAUUUCGGAAGAUGAGAAAAUUAGUGAUGCAGAUGUAAUUGAAGUAGUAGCACAAAAUGAUAAGCAACAAAAUGAUCAAAUGAUUAUUUCAUCACAAAAAGCAACUAUCAAUCAGAUAAAUAAUUCAGAAAAUGGAAAUGAAGAAAGUAAACGAAAAAGGUGUCUACGAAAUAUGAUUAGUCCAAUGGAUAGUUUAUCUCAUACAUCCAAUGAUCUAGUAAAGAUGAAAUAUCCGCAAAUAUUUGAAGUAUCAUCGUCGGAAGUUUCAAAAAAGACAGCAAGUGUACAAACAGUUGAAAUGUUCGAUAUGAAUGGAGACAUACAAUCAACAUCAAAACCAAUUCGUAUUACUCAACUUGUGCCAAUGUCAGUUAUACGAAAGGAACGACCAAAGCAUUCUGCUCGACUAAUUCGUAGAAGGACUGAUUCAGUUUAA